This is a messenger RNA of Penicillium cosmopolitanum, 1524 nucleotides long. RefSeq names its product MFS transporter. The record is from RefSeq and is a predicted model, not a curated record. Gene Ontology annotation, biological process: transmembrane transport. The transcript is spliced from 3 exons. Gene Ontology annotation, molecular function: transmembrane transporter activity. NCBI's taxonomy places the organism in Eukaryota, Fungi, Ascomycota, Eurotiomycetes, Eurotiales, Aspergillaceae. Bases 1 to 1524 code for a protein of 507 amino acids.
AUGGAAAAACCAAGUCCACCGGUAACGCUCACAACAGACUUAGAAGCUGCUCAAAAUACAAAUGACCACGAGAAUGGCACUGCGGGGAAUCAAAGUGGGGAUGUUGCAGACGUUGACUACUCUAUCUUCACAAUCAGCCAGCGACGAUUUAUCGUCUUCAUGGCCUCAUGGGCCGGAUUCUUCUCGCCAGUCUCGUCGCAAAUCUACUUCCCAGCGUUGAUUACGUUGGGUAGGGAUCUUCAUGUCUCGAACUCCCUGAUGAAUUUGACUCUCACGAGUUACAUGAUCUUCCAAGGCAUCUCGCCCAUGUUCAUUGGCGAUUUUGCCGAUAAAGCUGGAAGAAGGCCGGCUUACAUUGUCUGCUUCGCGAUCUACAUUGCCGCCAAUAUCGGACUCGCUUUGCAGAACAAAUAUGCAGCACUCUUCGUUCUUCGGUGCCUUCAGAGUGCAGGAAGCAGUACCACUAUUGCUCUUUCAUCGGGAGUAGUGUCCGAUGUGGCCACUGCAUCUGAGAGGGGAUCUUACAUGGGCUUUGUUACUGCCGGCUCUCUCUUGGGUCCUUCUAUAGGACCGGUCAUCGGUGGUCUGUUGUCUCAGUAUCUCGGAUGGAGAGCGAUUUUCUGGUUCCUUGUUAUCUUCUCUGGCGCAUUUAUGAUUCCAUUUCUCGUCUUCUUUCCUGAAACAGCUCGUGGUGUUGUUGGUGAUGGGUCAUUGCCUCCUCAAAAAUGGAACAUUUCUCUCAUCAACUACUUGAGAUCGCGAAAACCUCACGAGGCGGGUGAAUCCCUACCAACCGCACCGAAGCAGAAACUCAAGUUCCCUAAUCCGUUCGAGACACUCGCCAUUGUCUUCCAGAAGGACACCAGCAUCAUUCUCUUCUGCAAUGCCAUCUUAUUCGCUGGCUUCUACGACGUCAGUGCAACAAUUCCAUCGAUCUUCAAUGCUCAAUACGGUCUCGAUGACCUCCAGGUUGGCUUGUGCUACAUUCCGUUCGGAGUUGGUGCAAGUAUAGCGUCGAUCCUAAAUGGGCAAUUCCUGGACCGCAAUUAUCGCCGGAUUGCAAAGGCCCGUCUUCAAAUAGCCCUCCCAAUGCUAUUUACCGGCAGUCUCUGCGUCCUUGCCUUUGGCUGGUGCCUCAACUAUGGCGUCCAUCUUGCUGCACCGACGACCAUCUUGUUUUUCAUGGGUCUCACCCUGACAGGCGCCUUUAACACUGUCAGUACACUUUUAGUGGACUUGUACCCGACACAGGCAGCGAAGGCCACCGCGGCCAACAACUUUGUGCGGUGCUUGCUCGGUGCUGGCGCGACGGCCCUCAUUGAUCCCAUGCUUUCGGCCAUGGGUCGUGGCUGGUGUUUCACCUUCAUUGCUCUCGUGAUGAUGGCUACCUCCCCGCUACUGUUGUGGGAGAUCCAUCGGGGUCCUGCAUGGCGCGAAGCCCGUCGGCAGAAACAAGAAGCACAGAAGCUCGAAGGGGAAGUGCGUGCUGAGACCGAGACCGAGACCGAGACCGAGAAGAAUUGA